AUGGCCCGGGCGCAGGAAGCACAUGCGAGGCAGCAGGAGGAGUUGGCCAUGCGAGCGGAAGGGCAGCUCAAGGAGGAGCUCAGGGCUUUGCAGGAGCAAGAGCUGGUGGUGGCUGCACAGGCGCGUGAGGCCUUCCAGGCUGAUGAGGCUCAGCAGCAAGUCCAAGAGAAGCAAGCGCUGGAAGUUCAAGAGAAGCAGGCAAAGCAAUUGGAGCAAGAGCAGUUGCGAGCGCGGCACGCAGUUGAAGAGGCAUCCAUGGCCCGGGCGCAGGAAGCACAUGCGAGGCAGCAGGAGGAGUUGGCCAUGCGAGCGGAAGGGCAGCUCAAGGAGGAGCUCAGGGCUUUGCAGGAGCAAGAGCUGGUGGUGGCUGCACAGGCGCGUGAGGCCUGCCAGGCUGAUGAGGCUCAGCAGCAAGUCCAAGAGAAGCAAGCGCUGGAAGCACAAGAGAAGCAGGCAAAGCAAUUGGAGCAAGAGCAGUUGCGAGCGCGGCACGCAGUUGAAGAGGCAUCCAUGGCCCGGGCGCAGGAAGCACAUGCGAGGCAGCAGGAGGAGUUGGCCAUGCGAGCGGAAGGGCAGCUCAAGGAGGAGCUCAGGGCUUUGCAGGAGCAAGAGCUGGUGGUGGCUGCACAGGCGCGUGAGGCCUGCCAGGCUGAUGGGGCUCAGCAGCAAGUCCAAGAGAAGCAAGCGCUGGAAGCACAAGAGAAGCAGGCAAAGCAAUUGGAGCAAGAGCAGUUGCGAGCGCGGCACGCAGUUGAAGAGGCAUCCAUGGCCCGGGCGCAGGAAGCACAUGCGAGGCAGCAGGAGGAGUUGGCCAUGCGAGCGGAAGGGCAGCUCAAGGAGGAGCUCCGGGCUUUGCAGGAGCAAGAGGUGGCUGCACAGGACAAGCUUAGCGCCCGGCCGCGCCUGGAGCUGCGGAAGCCGAGGCGGGGGAACUUUGAGUCCCGGCUGGCGCAGGUUGCAGCCAACUUGGAGCGCGGUUCGAAGGACAGACUGCGCAGUGAGGCGGCUACGAGCGAGGCGCACAAAUCGCGUGCCUGCCCAGCACACAUGCAAGGGCAAGAGAAGCAAGCGCUGGCAGAGGCUGAGCGCAAGGCUCAGGCUGAGCAGGCGCAGGAGGCAUGGGCAAAGCAGCUGGAACAGGAGCAGCUGCAAGCGCGGCAGGCGCUUGAAGAGGCAUCCACUUCCCGGGCGCAGGAAGCACAUGCGAGGCAGCAGGAGGAGCUGGCCAUGAGAGCCGAGGGGCAGCUGAAGGAGGAGCUCAGAGCUUUGCAGGAGCAGGAGCUGACGGUGGCUUCCCAGGCGCGCGAGGCUUGCGAGGCGCAGGAGCAAGGGCAAGAGAAGCAAGCGCUGGAAGAGGCUGAACGCAAGGCUCAGGCUGAGCAGGCGCAGGAGGCAUGGGCGAAGCAGCUGGAACAGGAGCAGCUGCAAGCGCGGCAGGCGCUUGAAGAGGCAUCCACUUCCCGGGCGCAGGAAGCACAUGCGAGGCAGCAGGAGGAGCUGGCCAUGAGAGCCGAGGGGCAGCUGAAAGAGGAGCUCAGAGCUUUGCAGGAGCAAGAGUCGGCAGUGGCUGCCCAAGAGCAGGCUGCAGAUCAAAAGGCUUUGCGCAGGUCGUCGGAGCAGCUGGAGGAAGCCCAAGAGGCGCUGCACGCGGCGCAGGCGGCCGCCGGCGCGGCGAAGCGGGAGGCGCAGGCGGCGGAGGAGGCGAAGAGGCAGUUGGGGCACCAGGCCCUGGCGGGCGACGAGCUGCGUGCCGCCGCAACAGCGGCAGAUGCGGCCCCGCCGCCUGUGGCGUGCAACGUAUGGAGUUUGGCCGCUGAGGCCCGGGCGCAAGACGGGGUGAGUUCGGCCCGCGGCCCUGGUGGUCAGGCCUACCUGUGCGAUCGCCGGACGGCCGAGGCGCGUCUGCGCGCCCGCUGCCUCGUGGGGUCCGCAGAGCUCCACGUGGAGCGCGCGGACCACGCCCUACGCGAGGCUCAGGCGGAGCAGAGCCGCCUGGGCGCGACGGCGGGGCGGCUGGCAGAAGCGGCGCAGGCGGCGGCCAAUGCGGAGCUGGUGGCGCUGCGGCGCCGGCUGAAGUCGGCGGAGGGGCAGUUGGAGACGGGCAGACGCCUGCAGGAGGCGGCGGCAUCCUUGGCCGGUGCGACCAACUCGGAGCCACAGAGGCUGCAGCUACAGGUGGUGCCGGGAGGUGCAGAUCCUUGGUUCGCGCAGGCGGGGCGGUCCCUGUGCCGCAGCUUCCCCAACGCGCAGCACUUCGAGCGGGCGGAGGCCGCGGAGGCGGAGGCGGCUGAGGCGGCGGAGGCGGAAGCGGCGCGCCGGCAGGUGGCUGCGGAGGUGUACGCGCAGGCGCGGCUGCACCGCAACCUGGAGUCAGCUGUGGCGGAGGCGCGGCGGGGCCUGCGGCGCCGGGAGGAGGCGUCGCAGCACCGGGCGGAGGCGGAGGUGGCGCGGGGCGAGGCAGAGGAGCUUCAGAUUUGCCUGGCGCGUGUACAGCCCGACGGGCCAUCGCCGGGCUUCGUGGCGGCGUCGCUGCGCCACGCGCUGGGCUGCUGGGCGAAGCGCCGCCGCCUCUGCGAUGCGGUGCUGCAGGGCGUCGCUUCCGCCGGGAUGGGGCCCGCUGCUGACGUCGCGGAGCGUGCCGGAAUGGUGUCGGACGAGUCCGCAGGCUGCCAGCUCCCUGCUGGGCGCUUCGACCCCUUGCUGGGCCGCGUGCCAUUGCUGCCCGAGGAGGAGGGUCCCUCCAUCACCGACCACUCUUGGUGA
This is a messenger RNA of Effrenium voratum, 2763 nucleotides long. The record is from the annotation of a GenBank genome assembly. NCBI's taxonomy places the organism in Eukaryota, Dinophyceae, Suessiales, Symbiodiniaceae.